AUGAAGGACCAGAUUAUGUUACCAUAUUACACAGCCCAAAACAGUCCCGCAAUGGGGAUGUUUAAUACCUCCAUGGGGAAACUGCAGCAACAAUUGUACAAAGGGGAGUAUGAUAUAUUCAGGUAUGCACCAAUGUUUGAGAGUGACUUUAUCCAGAUCAGUAAAAGAGGAGAAUUGAUUGAUGUGCACAACCAUGCCCGGAUGGUGACUAUGGGUGUUGUUCGCACCAGCCCUUGCCUCACACUACCUGAUGUCAUGCUGCUGGCCCAGCCAGCUGCUAUCUGUAAAGGCUAUGCCCCUUGUGGCCUUGCCACUCAAGAAAGAGCUAAAAAGCCUACACAGACCUUAGAACUAACCAGGCUGCUUCCCUUGAAGUUUGUAAAGAUAACCAUCCAUAACAGCCACAAAAAACAGCUCCACCUGAGGCUUGCUACUGGCCGUGCUUUUUACCUGCAGCUGUGUCCUUCAGAUACAAGAGAUCUUUUUGCUCACUGGGAAUAUCUUGUUUACAUCCUGAAACCACCAGUGGAGGCUUACAGCCGUAUUCAAGUCAUUCCAACUGGGGAUAAAUCAGACAUACCUGUGUUUGAGGAAGAGGACAAGAGCCCAGAGCUAAGUCUUUAA
Molecule: messenger RNA, 624 nt
Organism: Marmota flaviventris (yellow-bellied marmot)
Lineage: Eukaryota; Metazoa; Chordata; Mammalia; Rodentia; Sciuridae
Gene: Garin6
Product: golgi associated RAB2 interactor family member 6
Cellular component (GO): nucleus
Source: RefSeq, a predicted model, not a curated record